UAAGUGAGUGUUAAAUAAAAAUUCAGAAGACGCACAAUAAUACAAAUCAUUGCACCCGAAAUUUCUAGUACAAAUAGAAAUUGAAAACUAGGUAACAUUAUGGCAGGGAAAGAUACUAACGAUGAAGAAUUCCAAGAUGCACUUAGCGAGCCCGCGCCGUCCCCACAAAAAGCGACAACCAAUAAGCCAGAUCAUGAGAAAUUAAUAGAUGACAUUAUAGAAAAGAACAGUAAACUAAGUCUUACGGAUGAUGAAGGAGGUGCCGCGGGUGCCGAAGGUGCGAGUAAUAAGGACAAUGAUGAUGACGAAAGUGGUGACAAAGCUGAUGUGAUACAGCCCGAUGGAGAACUUAGCUUAGAAGAGCUGCAACUACAGGAGAAAGAGUUGAGUGUCGAGCAGCUGGCCGCUAACAAAGAGAAGGCGGACAAGCUGAAGCUCGAAGGCAACGAACUCUUUAAAAACGAUGAGCCCGAACGUGCCAUUGUUGUAUACACAGAAGCACUGAACAUUUGCCCCUCCGUGAAUAGUAAGGAGCGUGCUGUGCUGUUUUGCAAUCGCGCUGCGGCCAAGAUGAAGCUGGAGGCCAAUAAAGCUGCUAUUAGCGAUUGCACACAGGCCAUAGAACUAAAUCCAGUAUAUGUGCGUGCGUUGUUACGGCGAGCCAAGCUAUACGAACAGGAUGAAAGACCAGAUGAAGCAUUGACAGAUUACAAGCGUGUCUAUGAAAUCGAUCCUGGCCAGCCUGAAGCACGAGAGGCUCAAAUACGUCUGCCAGCUUUGAUAAAUGAGCGCAAUGAAAAACUUAAAACCGAAAUGCUGUCCAGUUUAAAAGGUUUGGGUGAUAUGAUAUUGAAGCCUUUCGGCUUGUCUACCGCGAAUUUUCAAAUGCAACAAGAUCCUAAUUCUGGUUCAUAUUCCAUUAAUUUUAAUCAAAAUAACAGUUAGUACGCAAUGCUGUGUCAAGUUUGUUAAAAGAAUAAAGUUGGAUAAAUCAUAAGAAAGG
Drosophila arizonae is the source of this 1003-nucleotide messenger RNA. It is a transcript of the gene Ttc1, whose product is annotated as Tetratricopeptide repeat domain 1. NCBI's taxonomy places the organism in Eukaryota, Metazoa, Arthropoda, Insecta, Diptera, Drosophilidae. Gene Ontology annotation, molecular function: protein binding. The record is from RefSeq and is a predicted model, not a curated record.